Molecule: messenger RNA, 1882 nt
Organism: Silurus meridionalis
Lineage: Eukaryota; Metazoa; Chordata; Actinopteri; Siluriformes; Siluridae
Product: macrophage mannose receptor 1-like
Exons: 2
Coding region: 421-1206 (261 amino acids)
Source: RefSeq, a predicted model, not a curated record
UUUUAGGAGAUGAGGUAAUGAUCUAAAAUGAUUUCAGACUGUGGAAUUAUGACUAAAUUUUAUAUUUAAUCCAAAUGUUAAUAUUAAAUCAAGAUUGUCUCCACUAUGAGUGGCUCCUAUAACAUUCUGAUUUCUACUGAAUCUACAAUAAAUCUGAUUAUCACAAUGAAUAUUAAAGUCACAGACAAUGAAUGUUAUGAAAUCCACAAAUUCUAGAGUCUGGCCCCUGGGGGUCUAUAAAUAAUAAUGGAUGGAAUUGACUGACUAGACUUGUUUUUAGAUGCUACAUAUGUAAUGUUAGUGUCAAAAACUUUAAAUGUGUUACAUUUGUGUUAAGUUUUUUGUGUGAUUGUUCUAUGGGUCUUGGUGCUUUUGCUCCUGCAUAUGUUUUGAAUACAUUUGUAAGUGGUUUAAGUAUAAAUGUCUGGGUUUUGCUAUCAGAGACAUAGAGAUCUCAGACACUUCAGAGCAGAGAUGAAAUCGCUGGUUUAUAUCUUCCUGCUGAUGCUGGGGUGUGGUAUGACUGGAGCUCUGACAAGAGAAUAUAUUUUUGUUAAUAUUCCCAUAUCAUGGCAAGAUGCUCGGAGUUACUGCAGAAAACUCUACAGAGAUCUGGCUACUGUUACCACCACAGAGGAGAAGAAUUCUCUUUUACAAACUGUAACUGGUGGAGGUCAUUGGAUUGGGUUAAGGAGAACAGGAACCACCUGGACAUGGUCUGAUGGAGAACAGUAUUCUUUCAUGAACUGGUAUAGUGGCCAACCUUAUUUUUCAUAUAUUGGGAAUGAUUGUGGCUCAUUGGGCACUGAGCAUACAACAUUCUGGGUGAAUUACAACUGUCAAGAUCAGAGGAAGUUCCUCUGUUAUCGGUUUCUGAUCUUGGUGAAGGAGAAGAAGACCUGGGAAGAGGCUCGGGAUUAUUGCAGGUCUACCUACACCGGUUUGGCCUCCGUGACCUCCAAAUCCAGUCUGAGGCAGCUGAAACUAGAGACCAUUCAGACGGAGACCGAGAGUGUGUGGACUGGGCUGAGCUUCGUAGAUGGUAAAUGGCUCUGGGUGAGUGUGGAAACACUGGGGGACCUGGUCUCAAUGUCAUCUCAAUGUCCAGCGCCACCUCAGAACUGUGGAUCUCUCAACACCACCACAAACACCUUGAACAUCCACAACUGCAAUGAUAAGUUGAACUUCGUCUGCUACUGGAAGUGAUUUCACUCAAAGUAAACGUGUACACAUCACAUUCACACAUCACUAUCUAGCUGAUGAGAGGGAUGAGACUAAGAAGGGAACCUCAACCUCAUUUAGUGACACUGAAUGUUCAUGCAUUACAGUUCCAUCAUUGUUGAUGUUUCCAACUGUUCACUGUUUUACCUCCACAAGAACUUUAUGGAUGUGCAGAAAUUUCAUGUGGAAAACGUCAUCAUUAAACUACAAUACUGUCAUGCAGUGAAUCCUGGUGUGGAAUGAACUUAUUAGUAACUUCUUUAGAGCUUUUUAACAGUCUGUUUAUUUCAACAUUAAAUCUAAAAAAUCUACAGCGUUUAUCUUCAGCUUUUUAGAAAUAUCUUUUAGUUUUAAGGGGAAAUUUUAAAAACAAUUUUAAUGUAAAUUGACAAAUAAGUAAAUCAAAUGUGAAUUGUGUACAAUAAACUUCUUUUUCUGUGAGGAUUGAGAAAUUAUUGUAAUUAUUGUGAUUUAAACAACUGAAUAUUAAACAUUUUAUGUGACAAGAAAAUCAUUUGCUCUGAUAAUAAUGAUUUACAGUGUGUUAAUGAUGUGUGUGUAAUGCAUUAUUGUGUGUAAUGUGUAAUAGUAAGAGUGAGUGAUCAGACUGAUCUUCCUUUUACAGCCAUUCGGAUUUAAUUAAAACACAGAGAUAUAUUUA